Molecule: messenger RNA, 4242 nt
Organism: Cavia porcellus (domestic guinea pig)
Lineage: Eukaryota; Metazoa; Chordata; Mammalia; Rodentia; Caviidae
Gene: Nipal2
Product: NIPA like domain containing 2
Exons: 11
Coding region: 53-1201 (382 amino acids)
Biological process (GO): magnesium ion transport
Cellular component (GO): membrane
Molecular function (GO): magnesium ion transmembrane transporter activity
Source: RefSeq, a predicted model, not a curated record
GCGCCGGCCUGCAGGCGCGGACGCGGUGCUGCCCGGCGCCCGAGCAGACCUGAUGGCGGCGCCGCGCGCGGGCCCCGGGGACGCGGCCGCGGCUGCCCUGGAUGAGCUCUCCCGGAACCUGUCCUACUGGGCGCCAGGGGCGGGCAAUGGCUCGCUGUCGGGCGAGUGGUACCGUAGGAACCAGAUUCACCUUUUUGGAGCUUUGCUGGCCAUUUUAGGAAAUCUGGUAAUCAGUAUUUCCUUAAAUAUUCAGAAAUAUUCGCAUGUUCAGCUGGCACAACGGGAGCCCCCAAGGCCGUACUUCAAGAGCGUGCUGUGGUGGGCCGGAGCCCUGCUGAUGGCCGUGGGAGAGACCGGGAACUUCGCAGCCUAUGGCUUCGCCCCCGUCACCCUUGUCGCCCCGCUAGGGUGUAUGUCUGUUACAGGCAGUGCCAUUAUUUCUGUUAUGUUUCUAAAAGAAAAUUUGAGAGCCUCGGAUAUACUUGGUAUGACAUUGGCCAUUGCAGGAGCAUAUUUGUUGGUGAACUUUGCUCCAAAUAUAACUCAGGCUGUCUCAGCAAGAAGAGUACAGUAUUACUUUGUUGGCUGGCAGUUCCUGAUCUAUGUGAUUUUUGAAAUAUUGAUCUUCUGCAUUCUCCUGUACUUCCAUAAAAGAAAAGGAAUGAAGCACAUUGUGAUUCUGCUAACGCUGGUGGCGCUUCUAGCCUCAUUGACUGUUAUAUCAGUAAAAGCUGUCUCAGGCAUGAUCACUUUUUCUGUGAUGGAUAAAAUGCAGCUAACGUAUCCCAUCUUCUAUGUCAUGUUUAUCAUCAUGAUAGCAUCUUGUGUUUUCCAAGUCAAGUUCCUGAAUCAAGCCACGAAGCUCUACACUAUGACAACAGUGGUGCCGGUGAACCAUAUUUUCUUCACGACCAGUGCCAUUAUUGCAGGCAUUGUCUUUUACCAGGAAUUCUUUGGUGCUGCUUUUCUCACCAUAUUUAUAUACCUAUUUGGGUGCUUUCUGUCAUUCCUUGGCGUGUUUUUGGUCACAAGAAAUCGAGAAAAGGAACAUCUGCAGCAGUCCUUUAUUGACUUUGGAAAUAUUCCUGGGAAACAAAUGUUGGACAAAAUACAACCAGAUUCAAAUGGCUUAUCCUAUGGAACUCUGCCUGAUGGAAGUGACUCAACAAAGAGCCAAAGUGGAGAGAAGAAAGAGGUCUAAACUGCCGAGAGGGAUAGCUGUUGGCCCGUUACUUGAUACCACCUUUUUAAAAAAUUGCACAUGUUCAAUUUGUGUCAGCAGCUAUUUCAUGCUGACAUGUGCAAGCGUUCGUGUCAGUCCUCCCCCCACGAUGGACGAUCAGAGGCUUCCUAAGCCUUGACAGUCUAAUGUUCUCAUGGAAUGUAAUUCAAAGUGUUCCCUACACCCUGGACCUCUCCCGAGCCAUCAUCUAAUGGACUAGAUCUUAAUUACGGCCUGGCUGCUUCAGCAGGGAUGUCACACAAAAAUGUGCCUUCGCAAUCUGGUCAUAGAAGGCAUAGGUCGCUGCUGCUCCCAUGUGGCUUGUAGAGUCCUGUGCUUGGCUUUCAAGAGAACACGUUAACCUCACAUGCUCAGUCCUGAAAGGUUUUGAGAGCUUUUGUUUUUUUCUAGAACACCAUUUAUGAGCCUCCCCUAUGAAACUUGCCUUCUUACUCCAAAAUUAGAAUGACAGGGUAUCGUUUCUAAAAACCAGUGCUACUAAACUCCUCCUUUGAAAACAGAAGGCAUCUUUAAAAUCAGAAUCUACAAAUGGGACUCUGUGACGGUGUGUACCAAAAAUCAGGCUGGUGGAAUUUUUUUUAAGUCUAAAAUUGGAAAAUGUAAUAAGCUAGACUGUGCUCUAGCUUUGCUGGGGGUUCUGCAGGGCACAUAUUAAAAUUGGGACAGACACGGAGAUCAGCAUGGCCCCUAUGGAAGGGAAAUAUGCAAAUUUGUGAAACAUUAAGAAAAUGUUAGAAUCAAUGUUUGCUUUUUUUUUUUUUUUUUUCUGUCUUUUUGAGACCAGGCCUCACCACGCAGCUCAGGAGGCCGUGGGCUCACUUUGUAGCCCAGGCUGGUCUCGAACUUGCAAUGAUCCUCCUGCCUUAGCCUCCCAAGUACUGAGAUUACAAGAGUGCACCACCACACCCAGCCAAUGUUUGCUUUUUAAUAAAAGUAUAGGAUGGUGAAUUUUCUUCACCCAUAUGAUCCUAUUAUACUUGAAUUGAAAAUGAAGAAAAACUUGAUGUCCUGUGCUUGUCACUGUGAUAAAUUUUAUAAUUAACUUUCAACGUGUCUCAAAAAUUGCAGGUAGAUUUUGUGUGUGUGUGUGUGUAUGUAUGUGUGUAUGUAUGUGUGUGCCCCGUGUGUGUGGCACUACAUCCCCAGCUCGGUUUUAAUUUUUGUUUUGAGCCAGAGUCUUACUAAGUCACUUGUUUGCCCAACCUGAGCUUGAAUGUGAGGUUGUCCGGCCACAGCCUCCCAGAGUGCUGGGAUUACAGAUAUGUACACAAUGCCCAGCUUAGAUCCUUAGUGAUACUUACACUACAUACUAUUUCUUCCUUCAGUCCUUAUCUCAAACUUUGUACAUUCCUCUAGGAGAGGAGAGACAUGAUUAGAGAGCUAGAUUUCAGCAAUUUAAAUCUGUGGACAUAGAACAUAGCCACGUGUCAAGGAGGAGUCUCAGAUGGCUUUUCCGUUGCAAUUUAUCACAUAUCUACUAAGAAAAGUGUGCGGGUGGAUGCUACAGUAUUAUUUAUUGUUGAUAAUCUGCCCAAUAUUUAUAUGAGAAGAAAGGAGAAAACUUCCCUGUCACCAAAUAAAAAUUUCUAGCUUCAAUGACGUUCUCAAACCAUCGGUCACUCCACACACCAGCCGUGUAUCGGUCCAGUGACCUUGUCAUGUACAUGUCUAAGGUGUUUACUCCGAGCUAGUGCGAUGGUCAUCGUAAGUGCUUCAGUCUUGCAGUUUGUUCCCUGUCAGCUCCUCAACUCCUGACCAGACUGGCCGAUCUGUCUCCACAGGGUGGAGGUCUGAAUCCAUCAGAAUAUGUGAAAACUAGCCGAGAGCCCAAGCGUAGCUGCUAAGCCCCUGACAGUAAUUCCUGCCUUUGUGGAAAAUGUGCCCUCACUUGGAUGCAAUGAGCCCACAAUUGAUGGCUUGUUUCGCUGAAUGGGUCCAGCAUGUUGGCACUGGAAAUCUUAGCUUCCUUCAACUACAUGUUGCUGGUGAAUCUUGAAACCAUUUUCAAAGAUUGGGAAAAAGACUAAAGAGUUUUUACUUGAAGUAGGACCACAUACAACACUAGUGUGCAGUUCUGAGCAGUGUAGAAUUUCACACGCACGCACGCACGCACAGCACCAGUACCUCAGUGACCACCAGCAUUUGCCUCUGUUAAAACUUUUGAGAAGUGGCAUUGUCUUAUGCAACCCAGAAAUGUCUUAGUGAUCCCGGCAAAGUAUGAAGUAUAUUCGGGUCUUAUUUUUUGUAUGGCUGCUUCAGACUAAGGUGAACGGCAGGGGUUUUUGUUUACUGCCUUGUAGAUUUUUACAAGUCUCAGUGCGUGACAACAACAAAGCCACCCCAGUCCGCCUCUUGGUGGUGUUAGCUGGGGACCCUCAGCCAACAUUUGGCUCCUCUAUUUGUCUGAACCAGGGGUUGGUAAACUUUCCAGUAAAAACUUAGUGAGUAUUUUGGAGUUGUUUGUCUACACAAUGUCUGUCCCAACUACUCAAAUCUGUCAUUGUGCACAAAACAGCCAUAGACGUUACGUAAACAAGGGAGCAGGGCUGUGCUCCAGGAGAACUUUAUUUACAGAAACAGGCCAGUCCAUGGACUGCUGUUUACCAACUCCUCAUCUAGACCUUUCUGCCCUCCUCCCGCCACUGUUUUCCCAUUUCUUAGAGUUUAAAGUUGGCACUUCAUGUCAAAUGAGUCACAAUGGGAAUGUGAAAAAAUGUCUUGAUUUUAUACUGGGAAUUUUUAUUUACAUGAGAAAAGGGAGUGAUGCGUUUAUUCUCAGACCCUGGAUUUCUCUCUUUAAAAGUCAGUAGAUCUUUAAUGAACACCACUACCUGUACCAGAAGAGCCUCUCCAAACCCACACUCUGACCUAUCAGCUUCAGAAAUGACCUUUUAAAGGUGAUUGUUUUUUUCGAUGUAGAUGUUUGCUUGCCCUAUCACUGUAAUACGUUUGUUACUGGAAGCCCUUGAAAACUAAUACAAUAAAAAAUUCCUCAAGAA